CUGAUGGGCUCCUGACACCUAACAGACCGUGACAGUCCAUAAGAUCCUGCCUAACUGGACUUCCUUUGAUGUCGCAUUUAUUUUGAUACUUUUUCGUUGUUAAGGUUUUCGCUUUCGUGAGUAGCUUUCUUAAGGAAUACGAUUAGACAGCUAUGGCGACAGCUUCUGGAACUGAUGAAUGGUCUGUUCUGGAUAAAUGUGAGAGCGCAGUACCAUCAGGCGCAGUUCAGAUCAACGGUUACUCAAACUGGAACGACAGUAUUAUGGAUAAUCAACUCCAGAAAUCGGGACAACUGAGUUAUCAGUACCUCGUUAUGGAACAGCAGAUCUCUUCGACAUUGGAAAAUCUUGUAAAAAAAAUGCUUCCUGGACACGAACGUUAUACAAAAUUCAUUGUGAGGAAACCUUCGCAGGUUUCUGCGACUGAACGUUUUGAGAAGGCAUACCAACGAUGGCAGGCUACAAAGGAGGCCGCUCGUUUGGCCGAAGAAACCGCAGUGCAACAAGUGGAGAAAGCUGAGGGCCUUUUACGUUCAAUCCAGCUGUACCGGAAAAUGUUCGAUGUACUUAUGGAAAUUGCGGAGAAUGUCUCGGUAAGAAUCUCGUUUUUGAUUUCCGCACCGCCAAGCGCCCCGCGAUCGCUGAACAUCAAUACAGGAAAGAAUGGCCUUCUGUCAUCACAGGCUACCUCUGCCAGACCUGUGUCAUUUUACAAGGGACAACCGCCAACUGGCAAACGCAAAACCAUGAAACCGAAGGUUCCUUUGAAACCAGAGUAUCGUCCAAUUGAGGAGGCGGAGUUCCAAAAUGUUUCCGAGAUGGUUCGUGGGAAGGUUAAGCUGAGUGACGUAAAUAUGGCCUAUCAAGUGCUGUACCAGGCUUUCUGCGACGAAGAACUCCCUCAAAUUAAAUUGUCGGAGCUAGCGAAGCGCGGCAUUGGUGUGUCUGGCAGAACGGAAAUGGCGAAGUUGAAGGUCCUUCGUCAACUAGGCCGAAUCGUGCUGUCCAGUGAUCUGCAAUUCAUCACUCCUGGAAAUUUGUGAACUUCAGAAUGCCGUUAAUUAACGGUGUUUUGGAUUUUUUUAAAAACGGGCAUGGUCAGCGUGGGAGCUCCGAAUCUGCGAUUUGGUUGUCCCUCUUAAAUUUUAAUGUUGUGUCGGCUUUAUUUUAAUGCUGUUGUCCGCAAGCAAAACAGCCGCGCGUUAUGAUAGUUGCGCAAGCCGGAAGGAAUACUAAGGACACAUCAUAGCCCGAAAAGUUUUUUGCAAGUUAUAUAUUGGCGUUCUUGAUUCAUUUAAAAUUUAGUGUGCUUUGCAGGAUAAAUGGCUUGAUUUGGCACAUUUAUGCUACAUAUAAGCUAUUCGCUGACUUCUGAUUAAAAUCAUUAAA
Paramacrobiotus metropolitanus is the source of this 1389-nucleotide messenger RNA. RefSeq lists its product as uncharacterized. The coding region runs from base 153 to 1043 and encodes 296 amino acids. Lineage: Eukaryota; Metazoa; Tardigrada; Eutardigrada; Parachela; Macrobiotidae. The record is from RefSeq and is a predicted model, not a curated record. The transcript is spliced from 9 exons.